Messenger RNA from Oppiella nova, 324 nucleotides. NCBI's taxonomy places the organism in Eukaryota, Metazoa, Arthropoda, Arachnida, Sarcoptiformes, Oppiidae. The record is from the annotation of a GenBank genome assembly.
GUUAUUUUGUAAAUUAUCUAACAGUAUUAAAUAUUUAACAAAAAUUUGAAAAUGUUUCCCAAUCUGCUUGGUGUUUUCAUGGGCUGUUCACUGGUAGCGUUUCAAAAUGAAAAUAUUGUUCCCGAUUUACUGGAUACUCUCCCGCAACACUUUCUCAAGGUGACAUGGCCGAGCAAAGCGAGCGCCCAAUUAGGCAAUGAGCUAACAGUGGCUCAAACCAAGGACCAGCCCCUACUCGAGUGGCCCGUCUCACCCUCGAUGUACGGCUGGAUCUACACCCUGAUUAUGGUGGACAUCGACGCCCCCACCCACGAGGCGCCUACC